GUAUCCAAAAAGUAAGGUCCUGCAAAGAAACUCUAGUUGGGUUCUACUUUUCCAAUUUCUUUUUUUUUGAAUUCUAGCUUUAUAUUGAACCAUGCUGGGGUCUAUAAAUCUCUGACUGCCUUAAGAUUCUCUUUCAUACCUCAGCUCAGACCCAAAAGAAAAACAGCUUACCCAGAGUUUUCUCUCUCCUCACCCAUCUUCCUUUCUUUUUUUUUUUCAAUGAGAAGAGCUAUUUCCAAUAAGACCAUAGCCAGGAGUAAUGAAGAAUUUGAACUUAGAAGAGGGCCAUGGACACUUGAGGAAGACAAGCUCUUAACACAUUACAUCACUUUCCAUGGAGAAGGCCGCUGGAACUUGUUAGCUAAAUGUGCAGGAUUAAGAAGAACAGGGAAAAGUUGCAGACUCCGAUGGCUAAAUUAUUUGAAACCGGACAUUAAGAGAGGGAACCUUACCCCAAAAGAACAGCUCUUGAUUCUUGAACUCCAUUCCAAGUGGGGAAACAGGUGGUCCAAAAUUGCACAGCAUCUUCCGGGAAGAACAGACAAUGAAAUAAAGAACUACUGGAGAACAAGGGUUCAAAAACAGGCACGCCAACUUAAGAUUGAUUCUAACAGCCACAAGUUUCUUGAAGCAAUUAGGUGUUUUUGGAUGCCCAGAUUGCUUGAAAAAAUGGCGCAAGCUUCAUCAUCAUCAUCUUCUUCUUCUUCCAUCUCAACCAUGGAAACCCAAAACCUCACAAUUCCUUCUCAACUAUCCAACCAAACUCCUAUCAAUGAAAAGUCCUUUCCAAGCUCUUAUUCAUCAGAUUCCACACAAAAAUCACAGGUGUUUGAUAUUUUGAAGAACCCAGAAAGUCCUCCAGCACAGUCCUUUGGAAAUACCGGUUACAGCAACUCAGUUCUAGAUGAUUAUUACCAAGUGGACAUCAGCAACUUUGACAUGGAGUGUUUCAACAAUUCAGUAAUUUCAACACAAGGGUCUGGUGAUUUUUCAUUUUCAGAAAGGCAUAUAAGUGAUUGGGUCAAUGGUGACAUGGGACCUACUUUCUGGGACAUGGAUGAAUUGUGGCAGUAUAGAAUGGCAGAAGAGGUGGUGGGUGUGUAGCCUGUAGAGUGGCCUUGUUUUUAUUGGAGGCCUCCUGAUAAUUGAGUCGUGUGAAAGUUCUAAAUCUGUAUUAGUUGUACAGACCUUAGUGGCAAAUUAUGCUUGAAAAUGGUUAGACUUGAAUAGUAAUACGCGGUGAUAAUGGGUAUUGUAUCUCCACUUUUUUUGUUGUUCUAAAAUUCCUUCUUGUUUUUAGCAUUGCUUAGUUUAAUAAAAAUUAGGGUAUAUUGUAAUUUAACCUUGAAAUUGUAAUUCUAGUC
This is a messenger RNA of Ilex paraguariensis (yerba mate), 1364 nucleotides long. NCBI's taxonomy places the organism in Eukaryota, Viridiplantae, Streptophyta, Magnoliopsida, Aquifoliales, Aquifoliaceae. The record is from the annotation of a GenBank genome assembly.